AGAGGAUGAUUUGGAAGUGGCUGGGCGCUUUGCUGCUUUUCCCGGUGCAGAUGGUUUAUCUGGUGGUGAAAGCUGCCGUGUGCAUGGUGCUGCCGCCCAAGCUCCGCGACCUGGCCGGGGACAACGUGCUCAUCACCGGCGGGGGCAGAGGCAUCGGUCGCCACCUGGCCAGGGAGUUCGCCAAGCGGGGAGCCAGGAAGAUUAUCCUGUGGGGUCGAACUGAGAAAUGCCUGAAGGAGACCACAGAGGAAAUCAGGAUGAUGGGGACAGAAUGCCAUUAUUUCAUUUGUGAUGUAGGAAAUCGAGAGGAGGUCUAUCGACAAGCCAAAGCUGUGCGGGAAAAGGUGGGUGAUAUCACCAUCCUGGUGAACAAUGCUGCUGUGGUCCAUGGUAAGAGCCUGAUGGACAGCGAUGACGAUGCACUGCUCAAAUCACAACAUAUUAACACCCUGGGGCAGUUCUGGACCACCAAAGCAUUCUUGCCGAGGAUGCUGGAGCUGCAGAAUGGACACAUUGUUUGCCUGAACUCUGUCCUGGCCCUGUCAGCCAUCCCUGGUGCCAUUGACUACUGCACCUCCAAAGCCUCCUCCUUUGCCUUUAUGGAGAGCCUGACCCUGGGGCUGUUGGACUGUCCCGGAGUGAAUGCCACAACAGUGCUGCCCUUCCACACCAGCACAGAGAUGUUUCAAGGCAUGAGAAUCAGGUUCCCUAAUCUUUUUCCUCCUCUCAAGCCAGAGACAGUGGCUAGGAGGACAGUAGAAGCUGUUCAGAUGAAUCAAGCUUUCCUGCUCCUUCCAUGGACAAUGCAUGUUCUUGUCAUCCUAAAAAGCAUUCUCCCUCAGGCAGCACUUGAAGAAAUUCACAAGUUUUCCGGGAGCUACACCUGCAUGAACACUUUUAAAGGACGAACAUAGACUCGAUGGUGCAAGGACUGCUCUUCAGUGAAACCAACACAAGCAUGAAAAUCCUGACAAGACUGUGAAUCAGCAGGCUUGGCUUUUAGCCUGUUCAUGUGACUUGCGCUGCUCUGAGGCAACACAUUUCUUGCAGGUCAUAUCCAUAGUAACAUGACCUUUGCACAGGAUUGAAUGACUCGGCUAUGGACCCUUGGAAAGAAAGAAAAACAAAAAGUGUGAAAUGUUUAUAUGAUGUUUAAUUCUUUAGAGUUCAAUUGUUAAAGCUACUCAUAGUUUUAAGAUGUAAUUUUUGUUUCUAAAAUGUCUGUAGGCUGCCUCGGCUGAGAGGCAGCACAUCACACCCCAGACUUUGUCCCCUCUCUUCAGAGGAACUGCAAUUACAAACUGCUACUGGUUUCAUUUCAGCUUUUUGAAUGGGGAACUUAAAAAUACUUUGAAGAACUAAACGUUAUGGACACUUAAUGGAGGCUUCCUUCCCUUCCUCUACUUUACAUCCCUUGAUGGAGCUGCUCCUGACUUACAUCAGGGAAGGAGCAAACUGUGAAGCAAGGUUUUCUUUGUUAAAGGCCACCCAGGACUUCUGCCUGGAAGGACCGUGCUGGGCCCAGGAAAGCUGUCCUACCCCACCUGUGAAGGCUGGAGAGGAACGCUCACUCAGAAGUGCAGACAGUUUGAAUAGUGGAAGAUUCCUUCUGUCAUUGAACUCAUAUAUGAAAUUUAAUUGUCUUUAUGAAUAUUUUUGUUCAUUUACGACAAAAUAUAUAUAUAUAUAUAUUUUUAGCAUUACUCCCAGCUUGCCACACAUGUAGGCAGCAUCACACUGGGGCUGAACUAAAUCUAGAACUAAAACUAGAGCCUGCUUGUACAAACAUACAUUCACUGUCGUAAUCCAUGCAGAGGAAAAUCCAUUGUAUCAGUCUGCACAGUGAAGUAAGUGGAAUAAUGCUCUAAAAAUAGAAGAGACCGUACUGUAGUGCUCAUGAAAUGUGAAGUUUGGAAGCACAAUUAUCAAAGACCUGAUUAAAUGCACGUUGAAU
Mesitornis unicolor (brown roatelo) is the source of this 1954-nucleotide messenger RNA. RefSeq names its product dehydrogenase/reductase (SDR family) member 3 (gene DHRS3). The transcript is spliced from 6 exons. The record is from RefSeq and is a predicted model, not a curated record. Gene Ontology annotation, cellular component: lipid droplet. Bases 6 to 914 code for a protein of 302 amino acids. Lineage: Eukaryota; Metazoa; Chordata; Aves; Mesitornithiformes; Mesitornithidae. Gene Ontology annotation, molecular function: oxidoreductase activity, acting on the CH-OH group of donors, NAD or NADP as acceptor.